Molecule: messenger RNA, 2797 nt
Organism: Solea senegalensis (Senegalese sole)
Lineage: Eukaryota; Metazoa; Chordata; Actinopteri; Pleuronectiformes; Soleidae
Gene: dnai4
Product: dynein axonemal intermediate chain 4
Exons: 19
Coding region: 167-2485 (772 amino acids)
Biological process (GO): cilium movement
Cellular component (GO): axonemal dynein complex
Molecular function (GO): dynein heavy chain binding; dynein light chain binding
Source: RefSeq, a predicted model, not a curated record
ACCAGGUAGUCCAGCAUGUCUGCACCAGUAGAGGGAACAGGAGAACCUGAAUGGACACAUGAAAUUCAGAGGCAGGGUAAAGGGGGAUGGAGGGUAAAAGCGGUAUCGUCGCUUGGCCUCCUGUUGCCAUGGUAACCCCCACGCGUAGACGCGCAACAACACCGAGAUGUCAACGUCGGCUCUAAAAGAAGACAGAAAGAAGAGACGAGCUCUGGUUCUGAGGCCCUCGUCUCGAGCUUUGAACGUGUCCGUGUCGGGGACAGUGAAUGCAGUGAACCUGAGCAGCAGACACACGCACAGCGGAGUGAGCAGGAGGAGCUUCAGUCUGACAGCAGGAGGAAGCAGAGUCCUCCUGGACAAGAGACCUGAGACUGUCCGGGUGUUUGAUGAAGAAGACAACGAUGUUACUCCUCAGCCGCUGUACCAUGCAGAUCCAGCAGGGGCAGUGCAGGCCCGAGGCUGCAGGUUCUUUGUGGAGGAACUCUCUGCAGGUCCUGGAUCCACAUCAGACCACACAACAGCCACAGGCAGCAUCACUGUGCCUCUCUCCAGGUCAGUGUUUGGAAGCAGCAGAAUAUCCAGCCAGUCGACAAUCGAAUCCAUGAAUGAGGAGAUUGAAGAUACAUUCUCCAAACGAGACAUGCCCGUCAACUUCCCAGAUGUGCAGGUGAAAAGAGACACAGUGAAAGAACACGUGACAGAGGACAUGUUGAAAGACAUCAUAGAUGUCUUCAUUUCUGAGACGGACACUAUUUCACUGCUGGACCUUCCCUGCACGGCCGUGUCAGUGGACGCUCAUAACGCAGAAGCUGUCCAAGAGAGAAACAAACAGUACGCUGACGUGUGCAAGAACAGAGUGGGCAACGACAAGUACACGCAUCGCUCCAUGCAGACGCUGAACGGCGCGGUUAAAAACAAACAUGUCCAGAGUGACGGCGUGCUCACGGGGGACGCAGCCACGACUGUGACCACGUGGGACAUGUAUGAUACUGUGUGCAGCUGUGAGCAGGACGAAACAGGAGGACACAGCGCCGAGACGGAGAAGGUGAAGUGUCCAGAGGCCGCUGUGGACGUGAGCAGAGGUGCAGACAGGAGUGUGUCAGUGGGCAGCACAGUCAGCACAGCCAGUGCUGCCAGCUCACUGAAGGAUGUGGACGUGUUUGCCAUGACUCCUGAGUCAGACCUGCAGCUCAUCAUGCAGUCAGAGAAAUUCCAGUACUCUUUACUAGUAAUGGAGAGGAGCAUCCUGGGAAAUACCUUCCAACCUGAGCUGGCUGCCUAUCGUCAGCUGCCUGUACUAGAAGGUGCAGACACUCAGCUGAAGCCUGGGACGGCGGACACAGAAAGCUGUGGCUCUCCAGCUCUGCGGCAGCUGUGGGCUUUCAGCUGUGAGCUCAGCAGGGGGCGCCGUGUCAGCAGCAUGGCCUGGAACAAGAAGAACCAGGACCUCUUGGCUGUAGGUUACGGCGAAUUUGACAACAUUAAUAUGAAACCGGGUCUGGUUUGCUGCUGGUCCCUGAAAAACCCCACUUGGCCUGAGCGUGUCAUCCACUGUGACAGCGCUGUGACUUCUCUGGACUUCUCCACCGUUAACCCCGGUCAGCUGGCUGUGGGGACGCACGACGGCACCAUCGCCGUCCACAGUGUUCACGGACAAAGCCACGGCUCACAUGUGAUGAGCAGCAGCGAGUGUCCCAACAGACACUCAGGUCCAGUGUGGCAGCUCAGGUGGACUCAGCAGGAGUUGACGCUGACGGCAGAGGAGAAGACGGAGGCUCUGGUCUCUGUGUCUGCUGACGGCAGGAUCAGCAGGUGGUUCAUCUUCAACAACGGCCUCGACUGCAACGAUCUGAUGAAGCUCAAGAGGAUUCAUAACACAAAGAAGAAAGCAGGAGUGAAGAAGAUAGAGAGUGUUCUCUCAGUGCUGACUCCUGGACUCUGUUUUGACUUCCACCCAACAGACUCCAGCAUCUACUUGACUGGAACAUGGGACGGUCACAUCCACAAGUGCUCCUGCUCCAACACUCAGCAGGUCCUGGAGACUUUCAGGAAACACUUUUGUCCCGUGAACUGCGUCGCGUGGUGUCCCUUCAGUGCUGACGUGUUCCUGAGCUGCUCCUCUGACUGGACCAUACAGCUGUGGAAGCAGGACCAUCAUCACCCUGUGUUGGGCUUCACUUCUGCUCAGAAACCUGUGUGCGACAUCAAGUGGUCCCCAAAGUGGGCCACUGUGUUUGGAGCCGUCAAUGAGGGACAGCUGGAGAUCUGGGACCUGAAUUCAAGCAUCCUGGACCCAGUCAUUGUGCAGCCUGCUGCCCCCGGUGUGACCAUGACGUCCCUGCUCUUUGCCGCACAGUCACACUGUGUCCUGGUCGGAGACAGUGACGGACAAGUGACAGUUUAUGAGCUCAAGGGCCUGAGUGUGGGAGACAGCAGCCAGGUGGACGUUCUUGAAGGCCUCGUUUUCUCUGCAGCUUCCACAUAGACGUGUGUGCAGGAGACGGGAGGAAACUCCACCAGCUGACUCCAAUCCUACAAUCACCUGUCUGUCUUCUUAAGCUCAGCUCGGCCACAUCCACACUGACUGACCGUCACCACUGUUCAGUCUGUCAUCUGUAUUUUGUGCCUCUAAUUUAAGUCUCUUGUAUCCAGAGCUGCCUGCUCUGUCCUCUGACUCCAUGGACUCUGUCACCUGCUUUUCCUGUCUGCAUCUCCUCUGUCCUUUGGACCGUCCCCUCCACAAGAAGAGCUGAGCUGAGCUCUUCUGCCGCUUUUGUGAAAUAAACCUUUUUUAUUU